AUGAAUAUCAAAUUGGUAAAUUGCAAGGAUAGCUACAAUAGCAGUCUUUUUUCAGAUGUGUUGAAUCCUCAGCCACAAAAGUCAAAAUUUUGUGCAACUUUUGUUAAGGGAACUAUAUAAUAAUUUGAAAUUCAAUUAAGAGGAGGAGGCUGUGGAUAAUCAAAACCAACUUCAAAAGUUGAAGAAAAGUUAAUUAUUGGUGUACCCAAUGAUUUAUUGAUUAAACUUGAAAAUUAUGUUAGCAUUAUCAAUAAUAAAGCUUCACUUUUAAUUGAUCCCUAACAAAGAAAUGAAGUAAUAAUUGCAUUUUAAUGGUUUAUGUAUAAUAGAGAACAUUUAAAUACUUGUUGCGUUAACCAAAAUUUAACUUAAUCAAUAUAUACAAAAUCUUUGAAUUCUUUUAGGGAAUUGCUAAAAAUUCUUCCCAUAUAUUUAAGAUCUUCAUGGUUUUUAUGUUAUUAAGUUCUUUAAAUUUGUAAUGAUUUUUUGAGAAUUAUAUAUUCAUUUUAAAUACAGAAUGAGGAUCGAAAAAUGGAAUUAACUAUGCAAUAAGAAUUAUUACAAGAUGUAGAGGAAUUUAAAGGGUAAUUGAGCAUUGAAUAAGCAAAUGUAUGGAAUACAGGAAUAGAAUAUGAAAUAACUCUUAUGAAAAUAAUGUUGAUGAAUUGUCAAACCAAUUCAGAAGAAGGAAAAAAUUUAUUAAUAAAUAUUGUUAAAAAUGUAGCUUAGUCAGCUUUGGCAAUGUCACCUACUGAAGACUUAAUCCCAAGUCUUAUUGAAGGAGCUAAAUUUUUAUUUUUACAAUAUAAAGACAAAGUAUUAUAUCCUGAAGAGGUAUAUGCUACUUAUUAUUUAUUCCAAACUCUUAAAUGGACUAUCGUGAGGCAAUUAAAAUCUUAGUACUCAGUCUAUAAUUAAUUGAAAUAACUAAAAGAUGCAUUUUAAUAAUAUAUUCUAAAUUCAGAUAAUUGGAUCAUUCAUUUUAGUUGGAUAUCAAUGAUAAUGGAUAUUUUAGCAUAUAGACCCAUUCUCGAUAAAUUUGAAAUUGUUAAAGGUUCUCCAAUAGAAUAAUAAUCAAUGUGGAAUAAUUUAAUUGAAAAUAACUUAAUUCUUAGUCUUCCAUAGAAUAGAAAUUAAGGGUCUGCAGUGUUAUUUCAAAAUCAAGUAAAAUAUUUUAGCAAAGAAAUAAACAACUUAAUGGAAAAAUAGAGUAUUCCCAAGUUUAAAUUAAUAUCAGAUUCUCUAUUAAAAGGUUAAUUUUCUCAGUAAAUUAACCUUUGGAAUUUCUAUAAAGAUUUUAGCUUUAAAAAUAAGCACGAAAUUACUAUAAAGGAUUAUGAAAUAGUUUUACAAAAUAAUGAUGUAUUAUUUAUAGAAAAUUAGAUGAAUUAGUUCUUCUUUACUAAUAAAUGA
Messenger RNA from Paramecium tetraurelia, 1413 nucleotides. RefSeq lists its product as uncharacterized. The record is from RefSeq and is a predicted model, not a curated record. NCBI's taxonomy places the organism in Eukaryota, Ciliophora, Oligohymenophorea, Peniculida, Parameciidae. The transcript is spliced from 2 exons.